Molecule: messenger RNA, 2763 nt
Organism: Equus caballus (horse)
Lineage: Eukaryota; Metazoa; Chordata; Mammalia; Perissodactyla; Equidae
Gene: NPFFR1
Product: neuropeptide FF receptor 1
Biological process (GO): G protein-coupled receptor signaling pathway; cellular response to hormone stimulus
Cellular component (GO): plasma membrane
Molecular function (GO): neuropeptide receptor activity; peptide binding
Source: RefSeq, a predicted model, not a curated record
AUGCCAGAAGCUUCCAGCUUCUCCACCUCCACCAGCAGGCCCUCCACCCCCACCCGAGUGCCCCUGCUGCACCUGCUGGUCCCUGCGGUCCCUGAUCCUGACCCAUAUGCUCCUUUGCUCCUAGGGAAGCACGCCCAGCCUCCCAACAGCCGCUGGCUCCCAAGCCAGAAUGGGAGUAACGCCGAGGCGACCCCGGCGGCAAACCUCACCUUCUCCUCCUACUACCAGCACUCCUCACCAGUGGCGGCCAUGUUCAUUGUGGCCUAUGUGCUCAUCUUCCUCCUCUGCAUGGUGGGCAACGCUCUGGUCUGCUUCAUCGUGCUCAAGAACCGGCACAUGCGCACCGUCACCAACAUGUUUAUCCUCAACCUGGCCGUCAGUGACCUGCUGGUGGGCAUCUUCUGCAUGCCCACCACCCUUGUGGACAACCUCAUCACUGGGUGGCCCUUCGACAACGCCACGUGCAAGAUGAGCGGCUUGGUGCAGGGCAUGUCCGUGUCGGCUUCUGUUUUCACACUGGUGGCCAUUGCUGUGGAAAGGUUCCGCUGCAUCGUGCACCCUUUCCGCGAGAAGCUGACCCUGCGGGAGGCGCUGGUCACCAUCGCGGUCAUCUGGGCCCUGGCCCUGCUCAUCAUGUGCCCCUCGGCCGUCACGCUGACCGUCACGCGCGAGGAGCACCACUUCAUGGUGGACGCCCGCAACCGCUCCUACCCGCUCUACUCGUGCUGGGAGGCCUGGCCCGAGAAGGGCAUGCGCAAGGUCUACACCACCGUGCUUUUCUCGCACAUCUACCUGGCGCCACUCGCGCUCAUCGUGGUCAUGUACGCCCGCAUCGCCCGCAAGCUCUUCCAGGCCUCGGGCCCGGGCCGGGCGGGCGGGGCGGCGGCGGAGGGCGGGCGCGGGGCCCGGCGCAGGGCGCGCGUGGUGCACAUGCUGGCCAUGGUGGCGCUGUUCUUCACGCUGUCCUGGCUGCCGCUCUGGGCGCUGCUGCUGCUCAUCGACUACGGGCACCUCAGCGAGCCGCAGCUGCAUCUGGUCACCGUCUACGCCUUCCCCUUCGCGCACUGGCUGGCCUUCUUCAACAGCAGCGCCAACCCCAUCAUCUACGGCUACUUCAACGAGAACUUCCGCCGCGGUUUCCAGGCCGCCUUCCGCGCGCAGCUCUGCCCGCCGCCCUGGGGGAGCCAUAGGGCGGCCUACUCGGAGCGGCGGGGCCGGCUCGUGCGCGCACGGGUCUUCGUGGAGGUGCCGCCCAGCGACUCGGGCCUGCCCUCUGAGUCGGGGCCGAGCAGUGGGGCCCCCAGGCCUGGCCGCCUCCCGCUGCGCAAUGGCCGGGUGGCCCACCAUGGCAUGGCCGGGGAGGAUCCCAGCUGCUCCCAUCUGCCCCUCACCGUCCCUGCCUGGGACAUUUGAGUGGUACACGGAGGACGGGCCCUGAACCUGAGGGCGCCGACUGGACAUGUGAUUCCUGGACCUGAAAGCAGCCCAGUGUGGUUUUGAAGAGAGUACCAUAGUGCCUGUUUCUCGAAUACAAGGCAGUGGGCCGCUGCUAGUGAUCUCUGCUACCUUCCCCCUCAGAUAGAGGCCAAGGAGGGCAAGGGAAGAGGAGCCAAGUUUCCCCAAAACCCUUCUGUGUGGUGGGCGCCACAACCGUCAUCUCGUGAAUCCUCACAAUGCUUUGGGAAUAGGCUUUCUUAUCCCCCUUCUACAGAUGGGAAACUGAGGCCUGGAGAGGAGACGAGGCCAGCCCACUCUCACAGCUGGAAAUCUCACAGGGCCUGAUUCCAGGGCCUGUUUGGUUUUUACCAUCUCACCUUUCUCCAGAGGGGCCCCUUAAGGAGGAGCACAGUGAAAUGUGUAAAUCCUCAUUAGGCAGCUGGGAAGAAGCAGAAAGAAAAGCUGGCCUGUCCAUUUGAUGCUUUGUGUUGGUGUCCUGGAGUCCCUUAUGUAUUACUGAAGCCACCUUCCUUGACCUCUUCCCACAAGAACAUGGUGCGCCCCUCCUGCCAGCUCUGCGUAGGUUUGUCUUUGUUCCAAGAGGUGCCCAGGGCCAUUCUCUUCCUAAGUACUACAUCAGGACGUCAUGUCUGAGCAGCUGCAGAAUGAACCCCCGGGAGUCUUGCCCUCCAGGUGUUGCCCUCCCGGUCUGAGCCCAGAGAAGGGCCGGGUGAGCUCUGUUCUCUCUCCUUUCCUCAUAGGGCCCACUGCCAUCCCCCAGGCCCAACAAGAACUCAUAAUGCAACAGGCAGCUGCAAGGCCACAGGGAGGCGUGGGUUUAUUUAUUCAUGGACAGGAGAAAGGGAGAACACAGUAUCCCCUUUCAGCCUUUGGAAAUGUAGCUGCUCACUGGAGCUGCAAGCACAAAGCCUUCCCCAAGGCCUCUUUUUCCCUGCUGCCUCUGGGGAAUGGGCGGAGAAGUUGACCAAGGGAAGCUGUGGUGCCCUUUGGGGCUUCAUGGAGGACAAACACUAAACCCCUUUCCAACACAGAUAACUCAUGUACCCUAAAAAGGGUUGGGGAUCAGGAAGUCCCUUGUGUACUUGGCUCUCACUCAGCACACCUACAUGAGCUUGAAGAAAGGAGACUGCUCCUGAGAUGGAAGGAGAUGGGACUGACUCGGUGGUCCUUGCACGGCCCCAAUAACCUGCAGUUAACUGGACAUUUCCCCCUCAUCUCUAUGGAAGACAAAGUGUUGCUAGAGUUUUAGUGAAUAAAAAAGAACAUUUCCAGGGGGCUGGCCCCGUGGCCGAGUGGUUAAGUUCG